This is a messenger RNA of Caenorhabditis bovis, 945 nucleotides long. Lineage: Eukaryota; Metazoa; Nematoda; Chromadorea; Rhabditida; Rhabditidae. The record is from the annotation of a GenBank genome assembly.
AUGCCAACGAUUUUGCAACUCGUCCAAUACGCCGGUUUCGUUGGAGCGCAAUUGACCAACUCGUUGUGCCUCUAUUUGAUCUACGCCAACGCGUGCGCGAAUUUCGGCCGCUAUCGCGUCAUGAUGAUCAUGCUCAACGUGUGCUCGAUGUUCUAUUCCUACGUGCAUUUGCUCACCCAGCCGGUAAUGCAUAUUCAAGGCGCCGGCAUUCUCUUCUUUCCCGAUAGCUUCGAUUUCGUCAAAUUCGACAACAAUAUCGGGAUUUGCUGUUGCGUGAUGUAUUGCGGCUCCUACACGUUCUGUCUCGCCAUCUUCACCACUCAUUUCAUCUACCGGUAUCUGGCCGUCUGCCAUCCGCCAAUGCUCACCAUUUUCGAUGGUCCCAAAGUAUAUUGGCCGAUGAUUCCGGCUCUCGCGAGCUACGUGGUGUAUGGCGGCGCCGCUUGGUACGGCUUCACACCAUUGCCAUGGAAGAACGACUACUAUCGAGAGGUGCUCAAAAACGUCUAUAAUCACGAUAUUGAGAAGCAUGUCUAUUUGGCGCCGAUUUAUUUUACACGCGACACUCAGAAUCACCGUAUUUGGUUCUGGCCGAGCAUCAUCGGCGGCUUGUGCGGAAUCGCCGUCGAGAUUGUCUGCUUCGCCGUCAUCAUUGUGUGCGCGUCGAAAACCUACGCGAAAUUGAGCUCGAUCGCGUUUGCGAUGAGCGCGAGAACCAAAACGAUGAAUCGCCAACUUUUUCUGAUGUUGACACUUCAGACGAUUCUUCCAACCGUCACCAUGUAUAUUCCAAUUGCCGUUGGCCUCACAUUUCCGCUAUUUGAGAUCGAAAUCGGCCAACUUGCUAAUAGUAUUGGGUGCUAUCUUUCGAUAUAUCCCGCCAUGGAACCCCUGAUUGCCAUAUUUGUUCUGAAGCCGUUCCGUGAGGCGGUGUUGAGUAAGUGA